This is a messenger RNA of Hibiscus syriacus, 534 nucleotides long. Its product is annotated as succinate dehydrogenase assembly factor 1, mitochondrial-like. The transcript is spliced from 5 exons. The coding region runs from base 203 to 517 and encodes 104 amino acids. Gene Ontology annotation, biological process: mitochondrial respiratory chain complex II assembly. The record is from RefSeq and is a predicted model, not a curated record. Gene Ontology annotation, cellular component: mitochondrion. Lineage: Eukaryota; Viridiplantae; Streptophyta; Magnoliopsida; Malvales; Malvaceae.
AAUUCAAUUUCAAUGCAAUUUUCUGAAUUCCAUCUGCAAACAAAAUCAAUCACUGUCAUCAUGAAAACAACAACGUUAGUUCCAUUCUUGAUCUUCCUGCUGAUUUUAGUAGAACAAUUCCAGUUGGUUUUGAGUACCGUUUAAAAUACGUUGGAAGCUGCUUUUAGAGACAUCCGGUGCCUAAAAUAAUUGAUCAGCUGCAAUGGGUGCAUCCAAAGGGCAAAAGCUCUCUGGGAUGCAAAGGCAAGUACUUAGUCUAUACAGAGGAUUUUUACGAGCAGUUCGUUCGAAGCCUGCUGAAGAUCGACGACAGAUUGAAUCGAUUGUCUUGGCUGACUUCCGUCGGAAUUCCAAUCAAGUAGAUCUAAAAAAAUUCCUCUAUAUUGAGUAUUUGCUUCGACGUGGUAAGAAGCAACUUGAUCAGCUAAAGAGUCCUGAUACAGUAGGGUUGUCAUCCGUCGAUGUCGGUUCAUCUAAGACCAAAUGCCGAUACUUGAACACAAUAAUAGACACAUGAAUUUAUGCCACCACACU